Adineta ricciae is the source of this 1857-nucleotide messenger RNA. Lineage: Eukaryota; Metazoa; Rotifera; Eurotatoria; Adinetida; Adinetidae. The record is from the annotation of a GenBank genome assembly.
AUGCAAAAUAAUUUAGAAGUCAAUACUUUACAUCGAAAUAGAAAAAAUCAUUUUUAUGCUAUAACAAUCAUUCUAUUACUGAUUUUGGUUAUUUUAUUAUUAAUUCUAUAUGUCAUUGAAAUCAGCAGAACAAAAGAUAACACGAAUGAUUUGUGUUUAACACCGUAUUGCAUCAAAGCAGCUAAUUAUUUGCUCGAAAGUAUCGAUGAAACAAUUGAUCCUUGUGAAAAUUUUUAUGAAUUUGCUUGUGGUAAAUGGAUAAAAAAUGCCAUAAUACCACCUGAAAGUGGCGAAGAACGUUCGAUAUCACAAAUAGUAAAACAAUUACAACAUUCACUUAUCAAUUUAUUAGCAUCGAAUGGGACAGAAAAAUCUAAAGCAAUUAUGAAUGCUCAUCGCUUAUAUAAUUCCUGUAUAGAUGAAGAUGCUAUUGAAAAAGAAGGUAUCGAUGCAAUACUAUCAUUGGUCAAUCAAGAACUUGGAGGAUGGCCUGUUUUACAAGGAUCAACUUGGAAUGAAUCAAAAUAUGAUUUUGAUCGAUUAAUUUUGAAACUAAGUGAAUAUAAUAAUUAUAUUUUAUUUACAGUAAAGACAGAUGUUGAUGAGACAAAUUCAUUUAUACGAAAUAUUCAUCUUGGUCCUUCUAAUAUUGUUUCGGAAAAUUUAAUUCACUUUUCAAAAGGAAUCAAAGUAUUAAAUGCUUAUGAAACAUUCUUUGAGAAUUUAACUCGAGCAUUAACAAAUGACUCAUCGACAAUCGACAAUGAUCUGGUUGAUUUACUAAAAUUUGAAACGGACUUUUUUCAACAAUAUAUAACACAAGAUCGAUUAGUUUUUAAUGACACUAUUCGUACAACAAUCAAUAAUCUUUCACAUACAAUGAACACCAGUUUCGAUUUUUCAAAUUAUGUUCGUCGUCUAUAUUUAUUUGCUAAUAUCUCUCUGGUUGAUACAGAUAUUGUAACUGUCUAUGCACCAAAUAUUCUUCGUUUUAUUUCAUCAAUUAUUGAUCAACAAUCACCACGUNCUAUACGUGUAGUUUAUCAAAAAUAUAAGAUGCAACGUGCUCGUACUUGGCAUACUACUCGGAAAUUGACAAUUCAACUAUUGUCAAUUUCGUUUCUUUAUCUGUCAAUUUAUUUGCCUACAAUAAUAUUUGCACUGAUUCGACUUUGAUUUGGACAGUUGGAUGAUCGUCUGGUAGAGAUUGUAAAGCAAUUUCCAAUGCUAAUUCAAAAUUAUUCUUGGCUAAUUCAAUAUCAUUAUUCAUUCGAUGAAUAUUACCAAUAUUAUUUUUUAUGUGAUUUUUCAUGUUAUGAUUGUUCUGAAAAUAUUCUGGACUAUACACUUACAGAUGAAACAGUUCCUACACAAUUUAAUAAUUGCACACUUGUAACUGGUCGAUUAUAUUGUUAUAUACAUGUCCAAUGGGAACAAAAUCCAGCAAAAACUAAACUUCAGAUAUCUGGUUAUCAAUAUUGGAAAUUAGAUAUUAUGGGUCAUGAUCUAGAAGCAAGAGCUUCUAUUAGUUACGAUGAAUCACAAUUAAAAUGGUCUAAAGUGAUACGAUAUCGAUGUUUAACUAAUGAAUGUAAUAGUCCAACAAGACUGACAUAUUUAUUAAAGUCAUUAAAAUUUGUUAAUAGAUUAGAACAACUUCAAUAUCUUAUCGAACCAAAUGAAACAUUUGAUGGACAAGGAUGUCUUGUAUAUUAUAAUGAAACUGGGAAACAAAUAUCAUUACCAACACAAGUUCAUCGAUCGGCGCCUCAACAAUGUAGAACUAUGAUAAAGAUAGAACCUAAGAGAAAAAAAUCGAUAUCAAUAAUCGAAUUCGUUCGUCUAAUUUAUAUAUAA